UGCGGUUAGUACUCAAAUGGGUUAAGCGCUGUGCCACCAACGCGCCACGCUCAGAAUCCUUCAAAUGUUUCCUGCGUUUAGAACUUGAUCAUCGUUAUCGUCGCUUACGAUGGGAUCUGAAUCAUUCUUUUUAGAGAAAGGAAUAAUCGCUAGGAAUGUGUGCUUUGUCGCCGUCAAGAUCAUAUUGUAAUACUGAGUACAAUGGCUCCAGGGGUCCAAUGCCGCGUCACCAGGAAAGGAUGUAUUAUUACCAAUAGACUAUGCUAGGUAUUUGCACACCCCGGUUCGAUAUGCAAGUUGAUAGCAUUGCGAUACUUCGCCACAAUGCUUAAUUCAUCCAUUCUUAGUUACACUGCAGGACAGAUGGAGCUUCUUGUGACAGGGCUACGUUGAAGAUUUUACCCCUCUCUCUUCAAAGCUUAAAUCCCUUUCUGACUGUGGAUAUAUUAAAGCUUGUGUUCUUCCUCAAAUAUGAUAGCAGUUUUUGGAUCAAGUGGACCCGCCAGAACUCAAGCAUCAACUUCUAAGAUGGAAUUUUCGGCCAAUCUACCGGACCUUAGACGGCGAUUAUUACACCAGCUAGUCGAUGAGAUCGCAUAUUCUGAUACUAGACGAAUAUGCCACUCUUCUGAGAUCUGCAUACCUAGAAGAAGGCUCUAUCGACAUUGAUUACGAAUCAUUCUCCACGAUCGUGAAUUGAUUUGCCUUUUUGGUUGAUGCGCUGCUGAUGGCAUGGGGACCCAUUGUCGUUCUCUGCACAGGACCUUGUGGAUAUUCGCUCCCUCAUAAUUAUAUUAGGAAUGUGCAAAUGGGACACAUUGUAGGCUUCUACCACUCUUAUCCCCUGCGAACGAGAAGUUAAUCCUAUGUAGACUUCUCCCAGUUCUCGCCAAAUGGUGUCGAGGCGCACUUACCUCUUGUUGAAGCAAUAAACUGUCAUCAUGUAUUUGUCCCAGAUAGAGUUCCAGCAGGAUCAAGAAAAUUUGGCAGUGUCAGACCUAGGAAGGCAUUGUCACCGCCGGACUUGGACUUAUUCAAAAACCCUGGCCUAGCUAUCUUACAAUAAUCUUGGCGCCGAAAGUUCGCCGAGGUGGAGGACAAACCUUUCCUCAUUCUACAUACACCAGGCUCUACUGGUAUUCCGAAGCCAGCGUAUGUCCCUCUCUGCAGCUUCACCGCUAACGCCGCCUACCAACUGAUACCAUCUUUCAGAGGCACACCGACUAAGUCAGCUACAUGUAAGGCAAGUUGAACUGCGUCACGUUCAUUAUGGUAA
Messenger RNA from Sclerotinia trifoliorum, 1276 nucleotides. The record is from the annotation of a GenBank genome assembly. NCBI's taxonomy places the organism in Eukaryota, Fungi, Ascomycota, Leotiomycetes, Helotiales, Sclerotiniaceae.